UGCAGCAAACGUUCCCAUCAGAUCGACCUGCAGCAGCAGCAGUGCAGCCUCAGCUCGUCCACGCACUGCCUGCCCUGCCAUCACUCUAACACUCACCUUUAACUGGAGGACACCUGGAGGACGGACUGCUGCCGCUGCGCACUGGACUUCUUCUUCACUUUUAGGAGUUUUAAAACUGAGGAACUUAAAUAAAAAACUGAGACUCCUGGAUGUCUUUUGGCUCGUGGGGAUUUUUUUUUUGUCUCCGUUCCCCCAAGGUGUCAUCACCUGGAUUGUGUCUCCUGAGACGUUCUUUAUUUGUGGACUGGAAAGUUUGAGAAAAGGACAUAAGUGAUUUUCUUUCUCUUACUUUAUCCUUUUUUUCCGUGUGGGACAGACAUUGCUGUGGGAAAGAAGAUGUUCUGCUCCAGGAGAGUCCUGCAGCAGUGGUGCUUCGCUCUGUUCCUGCUCUGCUCUCCGGUGCCGCACUAUGGGCGUCCGAUUGAUGCCCUGAGCAACAGAAUAAAGCGGUCUGUGACUCACGCCCAGCUGAUGCACGACAAAGGCCGGACGCUGCAGGAUUUCAAGCGUCGCAUGUGGCUGCAGGAGCUUUUGGAUGAAGUCCACACAGCAGAGAUUCGCGACCUCCCUCCCCGGACCACAGGAGGAGGCGGGAGCAGCAGCGGCGCCGGCGUCGGGCUGCCAGGGGUCAGCCUGGGCAUCAACCUGAGCACCACCGGCAGCACCCUGCACUCCAAACCCCCUGGAGGCACCAAGAACCUCCCCAUCAGCUUCAGGCUGGAGGAGGAGGAGGGCACCAACCUACCACAGGAGACCAACAAGUCUCAGACGUACAAGGAUGGCGUGCUGAAAACACCCGGCAGGAAGAAGAAGAAGGGGAGGUCCGGGAAGAGAAGGGAAGGAGAGAAGAGGAAGAGGAGGGCACGUUCGUUGGGGUGGAGGCUGGAGGACGAACUCGGGAGUGGACUCCACCUGGAGUGGAGGUCUCUGCUCGGCCUGCAGAGGGCGCUGCUUUAAAACGCUGUCAGUCUCUGACACAGAAACCUACGGACAGUCGGAGUGGACUCCUAAAUAUUCACGUUACAGUCUUCUGUAAUAGUGAUUGUUUGGAAAGAAAUUGGAAAAUAUUUAUUGUCUGUAAAUAUUCUAAAUAUAGCAGAAUAGAUAGCAGAAUAUGAUUAAAAAAAUUAUUUGAUGCUCUGUGAGGCAACAGAUUUUAAUCUUUGUGAAUCCUUGCUUUUUUUUUUCUUCUUUUUUUUAUUCCAAUUAUGUCAGAUUUUUUUGCGGUAAUUUAUUUUGUCUGAAUGGUGUAUUUAUUUUGUAAAUGUAUCGAGGUGCUGCUGACCUUCUAUAUUUUUGUACCAUAAUGCACUUUAGAUAUAUAAAUAUAAAUAUAUAUACCAUUAAUUUUGUUCAUUGACUUGUUUUUGUGGUUGAUUGAAAUGAAGAAGAAACGACGGUCGUCAUUCUGUGUUAUUGUUCAGUUUGAUUCUUGACCUCCCGCUCUGUUCAGGCAUCCAGUUUUUUGGUUUCUUUGCUGCUGGUUUUUCAGAUGUUUUCAGCUCUGAUCCAAACUGUUUGUUGUCUCACUUUUGUGUUGGACCCUCCUGCUGCCUUCAGUGUCUCUGUCUCCUCCACCACCCGCUCUGCUUCUCGAUGCCAAAGUUCAGAUUUGUACAUAAAACAAACACGGCUCGAUAUUGUUGUUUUGGCACUUGCACUGAGAUAAACACCCUGUACUGAACAGAUUAAACAUUUGACAGUAU
Epinephelus lanceolatus (giant grouper) is the source of this 1766-nucleotide messenger RNA. RefSeq names its product parathyroid hormone-like hormone a (gene pthlha). Lineage: Eukaryota; Metazoa; Chordata; Actinopteri; Perciformes; Serranidae. Gene Ontology annotation, cellular component: extracellular region. Gene Ontology annotation, molecular function: hormone activity. Gene Ontology annotation, biological process: bone mineralization. The record is from RefSeq and is a predicted model, not a curated record.